Molecule: messenger RNA, 1020 nt
Organism: Cetraspora pellucida
Lineage: Eukaryota; Fungi; Glomeromycota; Glomeromycetes; Diversisporales; Gigasporaceae
Source: the annotation of a GenBank genome assembly
AUGCCUUGUAAUGUUGAUACGAUUGUGAAAGUAAAUCAGGUUCGUCAGUCUUAUAAGGAAGAUACAAAAUUAUUUGUUGUAUGGGCGAUUGGUGCUUAUCCUGUUGAGAGUGAAGAUUGUGAGAUGGAGAUGGUUUUGUUUAUUUCAACAAAUCAUGAGGAGAGAGAUCCUAAUUCGCAAUCAAUUUUCGAAAAAAAUGAGUAUUAUUGUGGUGGAAAAGUUGUGCCCAGAAAUUAUAAUGUCAAGUUAAGGUUAAAAAUGACUGUCGCAUCGUCAACUCAUAUUAUGGUUAAAAGAGACCUUGGUUCGAAUAGAUGUCCAUUAAAAGCUUCGCUCGUAGGUGUUACUCAAGAAGCACCAAGAGAGAUUAAUGAAGAAAAUGCAAUUGUUAGUGUAUCAGUGAGUGAUUAUGCCGGGAAAAAUUAUAGUUUUAUAGUUAAAACAGUGUUUCCAUAUCAUAAUACUCGAUUUAAACAUUUGACAAACAAUAACCGAUUAAAUGAGUCAGUACUUUUUGUUGUGGGGCAGAUGGAGGUCAUAGAAAAAGAUCUAUAUGUAUAUGCCGUUGACGUUUCUUUUGUUGAUAUUGAAGGUUCUCAGACUGUUCCAGCAUCAUAUAGAUCAGUUCGUUCAAGACUUUUAAAUGUACAUCAGAGUUUUAACGAAGAUUUAUCUAAGGUUGUUACUGUCAAGGAUUCGGAUUUAGAUAAAAUAGAGAGCGAGUUUGCAAAUGAUUCUGUUAUUGGAGAUUCACAUUCAUCAAAGCGUGUAAGGUUAGAGGAUGAAAUAGAUCAUAUCGAGUAUGUUAGUUCUUGCAGUGAAUUUACAAAUGAAUGUAAUAAGGAAGAUAUGAAUGAGAGUGACGAAUAUGAAGGAAAUAAUACUUACAAUAAUAAUAGAGAGACGUCUAGCCUUGAAAAGAUCGAUAAAGGUAAAGAAAAAGUAAUUCAGCCUGUAAUUCACAAUACUAGAAGACGGUCUGAAAUGUUUAAGGGUACAAAUAGCAACGAGAAAGCGUAA